This is a messenger RNA of Cuscuta epithymum, 911 nucleotides long. The record is from the annotation of a GenBank genome assembly. Lineage: Eukaryota; Viridiplantae; Streptophyta; Magnoliopsida; Solanales; Convolvulaceae.
AGGUUAGAAGUGGACAGGGGAUGAGGGGGUUCAUAUUCGGCCGGUGGAUCGACUCUCAAACAACCAGAUGUCCGCACAAGAAACAAUAGUAAAGGCAGGUGGGAGCAAAGGUGGCCCUGAAAAUGCUUGGCACACCUUUCUUACAUGUCCGGGAAGUGUAGAGCGCUGGAACGAGCUAGGCUUCUUAGCUGAAAUAUAGAACCAGUGAUGCACAUGACAAAAAGCUUUGUGGAAUUCUUUCUGGGAAGAGUUGCUAAUCUUACGGAGAAUAAACUGAAAAUAUUCGGAAUGAACCUUUGGAGUAUAUGGCAGAGAAGAAAUAACUUAUUGUGGGAGGGAGUCUAUGAGACUCCGAAACAAGUGAUAACUAUAGGGGCCGAACUGUUGCAUGCUUGGGAGAGAGCCCGCUUUUUGCAUAGUCCAGGGCAGACUAGGAGUAAUAGUUGUACAAGAUGGCAAGCUCCACCUCAUAACCAUGCUAAAUGCAACAUAGAUGCAGCUCUAUUUGAGGAAGGUAAAAGGGCAGGUUAUGAUGCAUGUGUCUGAGAUCAUAGGGGUUGUUUUUGCAUGGCACGAACGGGGUGGAUUAAAGCAUCUUUAAGCCUAACGGAGGCAUAUGCAUGGGGUAUGAGGGAGACAUUAUUGCAUUGGAUGGAGAAUGAAAGAUUUGAACAUGUUAUAUUUAAAUCGGAUUGCAAGCAACUUGUGGAAGACAUUCUAGCUGCACGGGGUUUUAAGUCGGAGUAUGGCGCACUAGUAGCGGAUUGCAGGUCACUUUGAGUUCCAACAACAGUUCUAAUGUUGUUUUUACUAAGCGUCAAGCGAAUAGUAGUGCCCACGCCUUAGCAAAGGCAUGUAUUAGUUAUGCUUCUUGGAAUGAUUUUUCAUAUAUUCCUUUUUGUAUUCUCGAG